CAGCAUUCACAAACAACGUCACACGUCCACACAAUGAAGCAAAAACUUUCAAUGAAGCGUUUUUAGUUUUUUCAUCAGAUCAUAGUUUGUGAUAGUUAUACGGAAGUUGUAAGCAGAAGUAGCAGCUUUAGUUCCUCAUUCAGAAGCCCUUCAAGGGUUUCACACUGCAGAAUGGAACCUCUGUUCAUCACCAUUCUGGCUUUCUCUGUGAUCUCAGUUUCCAGAGCUGAGGAGUCUUUGUGUCUGUUUGUGCGUGAGGGAGGUUCUGUUCGUCUGGAUGUGCAGGGAUAUGAAGGACUCCAGUUUAGCACCCUGUCCUGGUAUUUUAAUAUCUCCACAACCAUACUAGAAUACAUUAUCGGGUUUAAACUGACAUUUUAUAAUAAUUAUAACAUCAGCACCGAAUUUGAUCAAAAGAACUUCACUCUGCUGCUGAAGAACGUGCAGGAGAGAGACAGUGGGAUCUACACAGCAAAGAUAACUGAAGAAGGACAGCUGAAAGAUCUUGCUUCCUACAGCAUCACAGUUCAAGAGGCCCCGCCCACACCAGAGGUGGGAGUGGCAUUACUCUCCUCAGAUGGAGGGUUCUGUAUGGUGUCAGUGAACUGCUCUGCUAAAGACACCUGGGCCAGCUACACCUGUGACCAUGACGACUGCACACAGGUAGCAAAUACAACCUCACCAACAGGAGUCAACAUCAUCGUCACGGCAACCAAUGGGACCAUCCACUGCAGCAGCAGUAACCGGGUCGACGCAAAGACACAAUCAGAAUCCAUAAAGGACUUCUGUACACCGAUCAAGGACAGUUUUCCUGUGGGAGUCACUGUUGUCACCAUCAUCAUCAUCAUCAUCAUCACCAUUGUCUAUGUCAUUUAUAAAAAGAGGAGGAUAUCUGGAGGGUCCCAGAUACAGGAAAAGUGCAACACUGAAUAUGCUUCUGUUGAGGGUCUGGGUGUGGAGCUCAGUAAUACAAGCACGGAAGUAACCGUGUAUGAAACAGUCACCACUGCAAAGCCAGAGCACCACCCAAAAGUGAACACGGUCUAUGACGUGUUGGGACCAGCAGGAGACCCUCCAACAAAACCUGAGUCCAUAUAUGCCACCGUGAAUAAGGGUGCAUCUUAACCCUUACAAGAGCAGGCUUUUUGGAAUGCUUUGUUUUCAAAGUUUUUCAAAGUUCUAAGUGUUCGAAAACUCCACUGUUCUCACUUAAAGGCAGUUACAUCAGCAUUAGAAUGGUCGGUUAAGAACAUUCUAGUCACAUACUUGCAAUCUCACACCGUAAAUUGUGAUCACAGACCAUGUGGUGGAGGUUGCAGUAGCAGACUGGGGUGCCGUGUCUCUUUCUCCGCGUGGUUUGUAAGCCUGAUUUUAGUAAAACUGUUUUACUGUUUUUUUUUGGUAAACAGUAAAAUUAAAAUCAGUCUGAUUUUAAUUUUACUGUUAAAAGUUGAAAAAAGUCUGUUUUAAUCUGUACAAAUUAUGUGACUCAGCAAACUUUUUAAAAAUUUAUUUCCUCUUCAUUAUUUCAUAAAAAUUAUUUACUACAUGCCAUAUGCCGCUAAUGUGAAAGUCAAAAAUUCUUGCAUUAUUCAAUUUUUUUCACCCCCAGGGAGAGUGAGUUAAUUCACUGUAUUAAAACUGAGGAUUUUCUGGUUUACAGGUCUUUUUUUCAAACUACACAAUCACUUGAUCAUGUAGGAAAAUUUUGAGACUCCCCAUGAUUGAGAUGACGUCACAUGUUAAAGUUAGGGUAUUCCCAUCAAUGUUGAUCAAACUGUUUCCUCCAAACUCUCGAUGCUGCAUGAUAAAAAUAUAUCACAUGUAUAACAAUACACUAAUAUAAUCAAUAUGUAAUCCAAUAAACCUAUAUCAGUAGUUGCAGCUAAGCUUAUGGAAACGCAAGAAACCACAGUGUCCACUGUAGAAAAAAGCAAACGUAGAAGGCUUAAAAAAAACCAUACUUACUCAGCAGAAAACUAACACUACAUUAUUGCCAAGUAAAAAUGCUAGAAGGUGAAUAUUUUUCCAAAACUAACACAACGCUAUUGAAGUACUAGAAGACAACAUUUUUACAGUGACCCUUAUGUAAACUGAAUAUAUAUAGAAAAGUACAUGAGGCUAUAAAUCCUGUAACUUGUAUGCUUAAAGAAACAUUACAGAAUGAAGACUAAGAUUUGUAUAAAGGAAAGAUAACGUUAUCAUCUAAAGAACAGAAAAUCAUUGUGGUGCCAAGAAGGUCAGGCUGACCCAAGAGCAGGAAAAUCUAAAUAAUUGUGGUGCCAAGAAGACCAGAUGGCUGGUAUUUUUAGAAAUGUGUUAAGGGGAGUUGUGGGGUACAUUUGUGUAUAAAAUGUAUGUGAAACUGACAAU
Messenger RNA from Anguilla rostrata (American eel), 2373 nucleotides. RefSeq names its product natural killer cell receptor 2B4-like. The transcript is spliced from 6 exons. The record is from RefSeq and is a predicted model, not a curated record. NCBI's taxonomy places the organism in Eukaryota, Metazoa, Chordata, Actinopteri, Anguilliformes, Anguillidae. Bases 172 to 1125 code for a protein of 317 amino acids.